UCUGGAGAAAGUAGUGAGACAUCGGUUGACAUAAAUGUAGGAGUUAUUCUAAACGUUGUGUGUUUCAUUAUACGAGGACCCAUCUCACAGGGAAAAUGGGUCUGUUACCAUUAGAGUUUGCUGACUGUUUAACUGACAGUCCGUCUUUUCGCGAGAAACUCCAUGAACAUGAGAAGGAGUUGGAACGUACCAGUAAAUCUAUCAAAACUCUCAUCAACGACGGGAAAGAGCUACUGAAUGCUGCCAAAUGUUUAUCCAAAGCUCAGAAAACAUUCUCUAACAACUUGCGAGAAUUCAAGUUUGAGUGUAUUGGAAGUCAGCAGACAGAUGAUGAGCUGGUAAUAGCGGCCUCACUACAGGAAUUUGGGCGUCUUAUUGAACUGAUAGAAGAUGAAAGAGAUCGAAUGUUGUCCAAAGCCACAGAGCAGUUCCUGGAACCACUGGAAGCUUUCAGAAAGAAGCAGAUAGGGGGCGCUAAGGAUGGUAAGAAACAUUUUGACAGGCAGACAGCCAAGUUUUGCCAGUCUUUGGAGAGAUAUUUGAAUAUGAAGACCAAAAGUCAAGAGAAUCUACAAGAGGCUGAUGCAGCAUUAGAAAUGGAGAGGCGUCAUUUUUGUCAGGAAUCUAUGAAAUACGUUCUGAAACUACAGGAAGUUCAGGAGAAGAAAAAGUUUGAAUUUGUGGAAAUUUUGCUUGGAUUCAUGUACAGCUGGUUAACAUUUUACCAUCAAGGUCAUGAGGUUGCCAAAGAUUUCAAGCCAUAUAUGACAGACUUACAGUCUAAGUUACAGAAGACAAGGGAAAGCUUCGAUAGCACGCGGGAAGAGGCUUUACAAUUAAUGAUGAAAAUGCUGGAGGUUCGUGGAACGCUACAGGCGCUGACAGAAAUGAAAUCUGUGGAUCAGACAGGCACAAUUAAGGGCUUUACCCGUCAAGGAUACUUGUACCUUUUAGAAAAGAAAGCUCUGGGGACUGCCUGGACCAAACAGUAUUGUCAGUACAGGAAGGAAACCCAGGAACUUUUGGUUACCCCAUUCAACCAAGUAGCAGCCAAACUAGUACGUGUACAACCAGACAAACUCAAGUUAACCAAAUGUGUUAGGAGAGCAUCAGAUUCUAUAGAAAAAAGAUUUUGUUUUGAUGUGACGGUAGCAGAAAGACCUGCACCAUUGACAUUCCAAGCAUUAUCAGAGGAAGACAGACGAUCAUGGUUAGAUGCAAUGGAUGGGAAAGAACCUGUCUACACAGUUUCGGCCACUUCAGUUGAUGACAGUUUACUGGAUGACAUUGGAUUCAAUUUUAUUAAAAAGUGUGUUAAUGCUGUGGAAUCAAGAGGGCUAGAGGAACAAGGUCUGUACAGAGUGGUGGGGGUCAACUCUAAAGUCAACAAAUUAACCACAAUGGGACUAGACAAGAGGAAAGCAGACAAGGUGGUGCUAGAAGAUGUUGGGGAAUGGGAAACAAAAACUAUCACCAGUGCAAUCAAAAGCUACCUCAGGAAUUUACCAGAACCAUUGAUGACAUUUAAGCUUCACGAUGCUUUCAUUGCAGCUGCAAAACAAUGUAAGACAUUACGUAUCCAUGACAUCCACAGUUUGGUUCACAAGCUUCCAGAAUCAAACUUUGAAAUGUUAGAAUUUCUAAUAGGACAUCUAAAAAAAAUAUCUGAGCGUUCAGAUGAGAACAAGAUGACUGUGGCUAACCUGGGAGUGUGUUUUGGUCCAACCCUGAUGAGACCGCAGGAGGAGACAGUGGCGGCCAUCAUGGACAUAAAGUUCUGUAACAUUGUGGUGGAAAUCCUCAUCUCCAAUUACGAAAAGAUCUUCAAAACUGUGCCCGAUGGCGCAGACAUCUCUGAGAGUCGAGUGAUCCCCUCUAGGGAUGGGGUAUCCUCAGGGGGUGGGGGUGGGGAUCGGGGGAGGACCACCCCGACAGGCCUCAACUCUUACCAGCAGCACAACCCCACUUACGCCAACCAGUCGGCGAUAGGCACAGGCUAUGUACAGGGCAAGCUGAGGGCCAGGCCGGCAGGUAUUUAUAUACCUAACUCUGGUAAAGAAGUCCAUGGUAGUUCCAGCAGCAGCACAGAUUCUUUGAAUUCUAGCAAGUCUAUUGUGAACCAGAAAGUGGCCCAGUUCCAGGAGCGGGCCCAGUCAGCCGCCUCUUCCCCACACAUUGACGGUCACAGGCGAAGUGCCCCACAACCACCCACUUACUGUAAUAUAGGGGUGGGAAGUAAGGGAGCAGGAGAGAGAGCAGUGGUGAAAUCCAGAGUAAAGGUUCUAGAGUUAGAUAGCUCUCCGAAAGUCCCUCGAGACUCCCUUGAGAAGCCCCAAAGAUCCUCUUUUUCCAUUGCAAACCGUGUCAGUAUGUUCAACAACGCUGAUCAUGCAGCAUUCAGUUCAAGUGCGAAGAAACGUCCAUCUAAUGGCUCUAUAACACAGUCCAUGACAUCCUCAGUGACCAGUAUGACAGGAAGUGUGGCCAGCAGUUUGUCCAGCAGUAGCAGUUCCUCCAAACCAAGACGUUCUGUGAGAACCCUGUAUUCCUGUGAUGCUGAGAAUGAGUCUGAACUGUCCUUUGAACCAAACCAAAUUAUUACUAAUGUCCGAUCGUCAAAAGAACCUGGCUGGUUAGAGGGUUCUUUAGGUGGAAAAACUGGACUAAUUCCCCAGAAUUAUGUGGAGUUUAUAAACUGACACUGGGUGACCAAUCCACACACAGAAGCAGAAGUCUUGCAUUUUGAAGAUUGACUGACUGAACAAAUGACUGAUUGCAGAUAGAGUCCGUUACAUACCUUCCAUGAUCCAUAUUGUCUUGAGAGAGUAGGAAAGCUCAUUUGCUUUUGGAUUUCCAUGGAUGUUGUUUGGUUGCGGUGUGUUGUCUUGGUUCUACAUUUCACUGAGAUCUUCAGCAUCCUCUGUCCAAUGUAGACUGAAAAAUUGACUUAUGUUAGAACUGGUCUGAGGGUAAAAAUUCUGCAGGAGAUAUAGUGUGACUAAAAUAGGUCAGCUUGAAUUGCGAGAAUGUCAGCUUGAAUUGCGAGAAUGUCAGCUUGAAUUGCGAGAAGAUAGGCUUGUAUUGCCAGAUGGUCCUGAUGGUCCAGUUCCUAGAUGAACCGCGCUUCAUUCCAGAGGCAAGCCUACUCAGAAAGUUGCAAGAAAAGCAAAGAGUCUUGUUGGAUUGCAAGGUCAGCUUGGAUUGCAAGACGGUCCAGUUCAGAGAUGGACCUCUUCAUUCCAGUGGCAAGCCUUACUCAACUGUGCAUAUUCAAGCCAGCAAGACUUUUGGCAGACCAUGAUAAAUGUGAUGAUUGAAGUUUCUUUGCGAAUGUUUUCGUUUUCAUAGAUGUAUAUGUAGUUACACCAUAAAUGUCUGCAUGAAAACUCAGGGCUAGUAACAUGAUUGAGACAGUGAAAUGACCAAAUGCUUGGAUGGAAUUACACAUUUCUAAGUGUUUUGAUAAAUGGAAAUGCUAGGUGAUCUUUGAGACAAGCCCACAGAGGUAGAAAUGUGUGCAGGGACAUGAACUUAGUUGAAAUAUUGGAACUGACUUUUACUAUAAAAGUGCAAGGAUCUUGAAGAGACGUUCAAAGGUGACGGCAAAGGCUUGUGGGAAGUAUGUCAGAAAGGAAUAUUUGCGAAGAGACCAUGAUGUGUUGAAAUCAGCCAGUUUUGCGAUGUCUUUAAAUGAGAGUGAUAAGAACUUUGUGAAUGGUUGAACAGCAAAAUGGGUGGCUGCAUUCAAUUAACCUUAAUGUUCUGUUGAAGGAAUCUCAAGAGCUUUUGUUAUGAUCAAGGAUUUAAUGUUUACAUGGACAUUUAACAUGUAGUUGUAUAUGUAUAUUUUGGUCGUGGUUUGUUUCCUCCAAGACAGUUAAUUCAUUGUAUAUAUUGAUAUAGGGUAUAUAUACAUGUGGGUCAUUUACAUAUGUAUGCAGAGUACAGUAAUAAAAAUAUCAAUAAUGACUGGGCCAACAAAAUAUUUAACUUCUCCGUAAAAAUUGCAUUGCAAAAACCGUUAAGAUGUCUAGCAUAGUUGUAGUUUUUGAUACAUCAAUGCAUGUUGUUCUACUGUCAGAUGUUCGUGUACGUUUUGAUGCUACUGUGAAUUUUGUGUGUAAAACAGUUCUUCUUUGGAGGGUUGUUGGUGAACGGAGCUUGCCAUGCAUCUGGGUAAAGGCAAACAUGUCAGCAUUUCUUGCAGGCAGUAUGCGCGAAACCAUUAAUUGGAGAUUCAGUUGAAACAUUUACUUAUUUAAUUACAUAUUGUUCAGUAUGGUACAUACCUAUGCAUCAUAUUCAGUUCAAUUAAAGACACGGGCCAAGUUGCUCCUUUCUUGUCCAUUCUUCGUUUACUGCAUGAGCUCUAGAAUAUAAUCGGCCAUGCGAAGGAAAAUAUACCUGUAGUAAGGUUACAUCCUGUUUGCAGUAGCCUUCAUAGCCUUCAUCAUCUACAUGUACUUCUUCAUACUCUUAUAUGUUUCAUAUAUGUGAUGUGCUUGCCAAAGGAUGCAUGUGUGUUGGGAUAAUUAUGUACAGGAAUGUAAUUCAAAUGUUAUUAAUCUGGCUUUUUGCGUUCUUCAAAAUGGGAGGUAAAUUUCCCCACAUCUUUAUGAACAGAACCUAUCAGUUGACAAGUCCUGUCACUUUGCCUGUAUGGCCCCUCAGCUAACAGAUGGCGCUAGGGUUCUAAAUCACAUUUUGUAUGUUAAAGAUUAGGACCACCUGGUAGCUGGAGGGACAAACAGGCAAAGUGAUGGGGCUCUUUGAUGGGCUCUGCUAUGAGUCUCCCAUAAGUUUACCUCCGACAUGAAAAAAGCUGAAGAUUUUCACAGGGAGAUCUUAUAGGAACUCUUACAGGGACACUAUUUUCCUCUACAUGGCUUUAAAAUCCAGAAUCCAUAUCAUAACACAAAAUACCUGACUAAGUGUUUUAUACUGUUUUAUACUAUUUUGUACUAACUGUGAUGUAUGUUGGUUGAACCGUGUUCCCCAUGUGCCUAAGGGCCCCUUUGUAUUCUCACUACGUAGCUGUAUAUAUACAUAUAUAUAUACUAUAUAUAUAUCUGUAUGUCUGUACAGUGCACUGGUCUUGUUUGUACAUUACAAUAUGCUAGUGGUGUGGUGUAUGUUGUUGGAUAUGCAGCAUACGUAUAAAUAGACUGAUAUUUAUAAGAUUAGUUAUAUCUGGUAACUUGACUGAUAUACUGUUGUAUGUAUUUCUUCUGCCUGUUAUACUUUCAGCUUUGUUACCAGCCACAGUUCACAGAAGCUGUCACUUUGUUUCAUUUUCAUGGGCAAAAUGUGUGUUUCGUUGUUGUGAUAUAAUAAUGAAAUAAUGAAUACACUGGAAAAAUGAAUGUAGUAUUAAAGUAAACUUUCUAAUAUGUUCUUUAUGAUAUCAUUACAUAUUGUAUUGUACUUGCAAAAUGAAAACCAAUGCUAAAGUAAAGAUUGUUGCCAAAUGUAAAACAGUUAUUUUUUUUGUGCUCCCUAUAGUUUAUCUGUACUAUGUUGAGUAAUCCAUCUUCUUCAUUACACAUGUACAUUCAGAAUAUUUGCAUGGGUUUUCGAGGAAGAAAGUGUUUUACUUCAGUAUUCUGUGCACGUAUAUAAGAUUGACAUAUACCAGCCUGUGUAAGAGCGCAGGUAUUAUGCAUUAACAAAAGUAAGUCCUUGUAGCCAGGAACAGGGAAGCCCAACGCAUAUAGAGAUUAGAUUAAUAUUCAUUAGAUUUAUUUAGUAAAUUGAGUUAAUAUUCACACAUUGUAACUUGUUAUACUAUAAAAUUUCGUCAAACUACCAUUUACUUCCUUAGUUUAUGUAUGGCUGUCGUAUCUAAAAAUAAUAUGUUAAUUCUGCUACCAGUGGCUUGUUUUCCCAUUUGUGUCUAAAAGAGAAAGCUGUUUGCAAUAAUUUCUUGUAUUUGAAGUAUUGCGAGGGAGCAUCCAGUACAGUUGAUGAAAUGAAAUGCAUUUUUCUCAAUUCUUCACCAAUUAAUUUAUUUUCCUUGGUGCCAAUCAGCCUGAACUAGCCUCCAGGAAUCAGUGUUGUACUCUUGGAAUAAAUUGUCAUUUCCCAGAAAAUGUCAUAACCAAA
Messenger RNA from Liolophura sinensis, 6102 nucleotides. Its product is annotated as rho GTPase-activating protein 26-like. NCBI's taxonomy places the organism in Eukaryota, Metazoa, Mollusca, Polyplacophora, Chitonida, Chitonidae. The record is from RefSeq and is a predicted model, not a curated record. Gene Ontology annotation, cellular component: cytoplasm. Gene Ontology annotation, molecular function: GTPase activator activity; protein binding. Gene Ontology annotation, biological process: signal transduction. Bases 96 to 2699 code for a protein of 867 amino acids. The transcript is spliced from 31 exons.